Dentiscutata erythropus is the source of this 466-nucleotide messenger RNA. The record is from the annotation of a GenBank genome assembly. NCBI's taxonomy places the organism in Eukaryota, Fungi, Glomeromycota, Glomeromycetes, Diversisporales, Gigasporaceae.
AUGAAUCGAUUAGAAAAACUACAAACUUUAUUAUUUGAAUACAAUGUUGAACAUUUUAGUGUAAUUUCUGGAGAAAAUUUUGAAAAUAAAUUAUUUCUUUAUCUGAAAAAACAUAAAUUACAUCCGAAAAAAUUCACAUUUUACCAAUUCAACGGUGGAAAAUUAUUACAUAAAUCUAUAUACGAACAAAAUGAAAAAUUAUCUCUUCGAUUUGGAAAUUUUAAUAUUAUUGGCAAUGACGGUAUCGAUAUCUCAUAUGAAUGGAAUGGAUACCCAUUAUACAUUCAAGCAAAAUUUCGAAAUCUAUGCACAAUUUGUAAAAAUAAAAACAAUAAAUCUUGUUUACACAAUUAUUAUUAUGAUGCAAUGAAAGAAGAUAUUUUAAAAUUUGAUAAAAAACUAUCAGAAUAUAAAAUACCUAUUUUUGGAAUGUUUAUCGUUAAUGAAUUUGUUGAUCUUCCUUAUA